Molecule: messenger RNA, 938 nt
Organism: Ziziphus jujuba (common jujube)
Lineage: Eukaryota; Viridiplantae; Streptophyta; Magnoliopsida; Rosales; Rhamnaceae
Product: phosphoprotein ECPP44
Exons: 2
Coding region: 293-841 (182 amino acids)
Biological process (GO): response to water
Cellular component (GO): membrane
Source: RefSeq, a predicted model, not a curated record
UGUAAAGCCCUAUUCAACGCAAAUUCUAUCUCUCUCUCUCUCUCAUUUUUCUCUCUUUAAGAGGUGUAUAUUCCCAUGAUUUUCCUAAUGCCGUUUGCUUUCUUUCACUACUAAAUUGUAAGACCAUAUCUUCGAGUAGAAUCCACUUCUUCUCCUAUAAAUACCCCAACACUUUCUAGCUCUCAAAACAUCACCAAGCUAUCAGCUGCGUAUCACCAAUAUUGUCAAUAGCUCUUGUUGAAAGGCUUUAGCUUAAUUUCCAUAGUCUUGCUCGCUUGCCAAGUUCAGCAUUAUGUCAGAUAAGCACCACCAAGAGAAUGAAAGUGAGAAAAAUGUUGCCGAAGAAUCAAAUGGUUGUGGGAUGUUUGAUUUCUUGAAAAGGAAAGAAAACGAGAAAUCUGAGAAACCCCAACAUGACAAAGAUACGGGCAUGGCAGAUGUCCAACAGUCAUAUGGCGAUGACUCUAGCUCGUCUAGUAGUGACGAAGAAGGAGAGUCUGGGGAGAAGAAGAAGAAGAAGAAGGGGAUAAAGGACAAGAUCAAAGACAAGAUGUCAGGUAAAAAGGAAGAUCAUCAUGAGGAUCCUCAGCAUGCAACUACUCCAGCUGAGAAAACCUGUGACAAUGCACACGUGGAAGUGACUCACCCAGAGGAAAAGGGAUUUAUAGAGAAGAUCAAAGACAAGCUUCCCGGACAGCACAAGAAACCUGAAGAUAGUGCUUCUGUAGAAUGUGCUGCUCAUGGACGUUCCCCAGAAGGUGAGAAAAAAGGAAUCUUGGAGAAGAUCAAAGAGAAACUGCCCGUUGGUCAUAAGAACGAAGAGAAAAAGCAUGAAAACUGAAAAUGCAAUUCGAUUGAAUAAAAAGUGUCAAUCUUGGCAGCCUAUAUGUUUGCUUGUUUUGUAAUUUCAUGUCCUAUGUAAUUUUCUUGUCCUUGUA